AUGAAGGUGACCUCUGCCGCCGCCGCCGUCGGAAUCCUCUCCGGACUCGCCAAGGCCCAGAACCCCCCUUGGCGCGCCGGCAGCUGGGUGAGCCCCCCGGCUCCCCGGAGCACCGCGGGCGACAACAUUUUCAUACCGCCCGUGCAUGACUGGCCGAGUCCUCCGGGUGACCCUACGGUGAUCCCCCCAGACCGCAACACUUGGACCAGGGUCCCGACCGAGGUUGUUACAACUAUCCAGCCUAUCAUGACGUCCAGUCCGCGUGUCGUCACGUCGUCUCCACGCAUCACAACGCCGUCCUCGCGUGUUAUCACGUCGUCUCAACGCAUCGUAUCGUCUUCUUCCCGUAUCAGCACAUCGUCCCAGCGCAUCGUGACGUCUUCCUCGCGAAUGACCACGCCGACCCAGCGCGGAACCGUUACCGUCACUCAGAGGACGACUCUACCUUGCAGCACUUCCACUCAGCCGAAAACUACUCCGUGCCCUACGUCCACUAGGCCUCAGACCACGCCUUGCCCUACAUCUACCAGACGCUCAACUACGCAGAGGCCUGCUACGACUCCUUGUGGCUCCUCUUCGAGAAUCACCUCGACCAGGCGUAACAACAGCACUGCUCCCUGCCCGACGCUGAGCACCCGCCUUCGUACCAGCACCCAGACUUACAUUAGACCCCCAGUUACUACAAGGUGCCCAGGUACUGCAGCAAUUACUCGGUCCCGAUCCGUUUCUGUCUCCUCACGGAGGCCUGCUUCGGUCCCGCCUUCUGUCUCUCCGUGCGCCACCGUCACCAGGAACCGCUUCCAGAACACCACCGUUACCAGAGCUAGCCCGUCUACUGCUCCAGCCCAGCCUCCCGUGCAGCCCCCGGUGCAAUCCUCCGCUAGAACCGCCGCACAGCCUCCGGCUCAAUCUUCUGCUCGCUCCCCCGCGCAGCCCCCGGCUCAGUCUUCUGCUCGCUCCCCCGCGCAGCCCCCGGUCCAGUCUUCUGCCCCGUCCGCUGCCCGACCUCCUGCUCAAUCUUCAGCUCAACCUCCGGUUCAGCCUCCAACACAGCCAUCUUCCCGGCCGCCCAGCACACCAAGCAGGGUUACCACAGCAGCUGGCAACAAUCUUCAGGCGCCGUUCACCCUGGCGGCCGGCUUUGUCAUGGCGUUCGCCUUCUUUUAA
Colletotrichum truncatum is the source of this 1167-nucleotide messenger RNA. RefSeq lists its product as uncharacterized. The record is from RefSeq and is a predicted model, not a curated record. NCBI's taxonomy places the organism in Eukaryota, Fungi, Ascomycota, Sordariomycetes, Glomerellales, Glomerellaceae.